Molecule: messenger RNA, 1694 nt
Organism: Durusdinium trenchii
Lineage: Eukaryota; Dinophyceae; Suessiales; Symbiodiniaceae
Source: the annotation of a GenBank genome assembly
AAGUUAGUCGCUUGCAAAACUAGGCAGGCCUCUCGUUUGCUUGUUCAUCUCUGUGACUUCAUAUGGCAGCGCGGUAUUGUUGACUACAGCCACGACAUGCCCGAACUUUCAUUGCGAAUGCUGCACCGAACUUUGGUGCUUCUGUUCGUUCUCUCGGAUGCGACCGAGACUGAGAAACUCAGCCCGUUGGCGAAGAACCUCAUAGCAACUCUCAGCUCUUCUGGGAUUCCGGUCAUGAGAAGAGAUGUUGGCCAUGAGAAGCGACAUGAAGAUCCCGAGAUUUGGCCGAAAAAGGCAUAUCCGAGGCAUUUGACAGCAAAAGAGCACGUGGUAAGCAACUCUCGGAUGAUGAUCAGCGUUGGCAGUAUGGCUGAUACCAAGUCUCACAAGUCCCCCGCGAUGCCGGAGGAAGAAACCGAGGAUAUGGAGACCUCUACGGUCUCGCCGGAAGAGUCAGAGUCCACCUCGGAGGAGGCCGAGGCCGGCGACAGCGAAGAGGAGGAAACAACCAGUUCUCCAGCAAGGACCACGACCAAGACCACGACUACAAGCACGAGCACCACUGUAACUGCCACCACUACAACUGCGACUACCACAACAGUGACGACCACAGAGAAGGCAACGACAGCAGCCACCUCGACAACCACAGAGAAGGCAACAACUUUGAAAGCCACAACGAAAGCUACAACCGCUACAAGUGCUACUACCUUGACGACUGCGACCCACACGAGACCUUGCAAUCAGGUCACGACCAGCACUUCACCGAGUACUCGACACAGUCUUGAGUACUUGCAGGCCGUUGAGGCUGGUGAAGUAGCUGCAUCUGCAGCGAAAGCGGAAGGCUUGCCACCGGCACAGCAAGCUGCACGAGCUGGCAAGGCGGCGGCGGAGGCAGCUGCGGCCUUUGGCUUGAAACCGCUGGAGAUGCUCUUGGCCGCGGGGCAGGCGGCUGCAGCUGCUGCAAAGGCUGCAGAGCUUGCAGCGGUGGAACAGGUACGAGCAGCUGUCCUAGCGACCGAAGUUGCUGCUCAGCAGGCUGGCGUUUCGCAAGAGAAGGAGGCCACGGCAGCUGCCAAGGCAGCCUUGGCGGCAGCAAAAGCAGCUGGUCUCAGCAGACAGGAGCAAGCCGUGGUCUCCGGUCAGGUUGUGGCUUCAGUUCGGCAGAGCUUGCGUGAUGCACUGGCCAAGAAGAUCCAGGAGAUUCACACAGCGACUGCCACGAAAGCGCCCACUUCACACAAGUCCAACAGCGAGGUCCAUGAAGCAGUGGUUGCCGCCCAUGAAGCGGCGCAGGCGGCUUCACAGGCGGCGGCACAGGCGACUGAUGCCGUGAAAUCUGCAGAGAGUGUGAAUAAGGCGAAUGGUUCAGACGUCCCAUUGGAAGAAACCAAAGCACAGACUGAUGGAGGAGGAGCUGAGAUCCAAGAUAUGCUGAAAAAGCUCUCAGAGCAAGUGGCAGAGACGCUGGCCAGGUUGGAGAAAGUGGAAGGUGUCGAGAGAAACUUGGAACAAAAACAGGGCGAACACAAUUUUUUUUCUAAUACCAAUGGCCUCCAACCUAACAGCAAUGGCCUCCAGCCCAAUAGCGAUGGCCUCAAAUCUAAUAGCAAUGGCAUCCAACCUAGAAGCGAUCAGCUUGAACCUAAAAGCGAUGGCCUCCAGCCUAGAAGCGUCGGCUUCAACCCAACAGCAAU